Messenger RNA from Schistosoma rodhaini, 1524 nucleotides. The record is from the annotation of a GenBank genome assembly. NCBI's taxonomy places the organism in Eukaryota, Metazoa, Platyhelminthes, Trematoda, Strigeidida, Schistosomatidae.
AUGAAUUAUUCAAUGAGGUCCACAAUCAUUUUUAUAUUUAUCUGGUCAUCAGUUUAUACAGAACCUAUUCCUCUUAGUAAAAUUCAUCUAAAUCAUGAUGGAAUGUUCAUGGAUCACCUUGGAUAUAUUAAACUGUUUAGAGGAUUUAAUAAUGUUGAAAAAUAUUUUCCAUGGUAUCAAGAAAAUGCAUGGAAUAUUACACAGAUAAAAAUGUUUCAAAAUUGGGGUUUAAAUGUUAUACGAUUAGGUAUUAUGUGGAGUGGAGUAAAACCGAAUAUAUCCAUAGUGAACACGACAUACUUAAAUGUAAUGGAAAGCCUGAUUGAUUUAUAUGCUGAACAUGGAAUAUAUGUGAUCUUGGAUAUGCAUCAAGAUGGUUUAUCAAGUCGAUAUGGUACUUAUGAUGGUAUACCAUUAUGGUUAAUUAAUCAAUUUAAAAGACCACCAACCAUUUUGCAAGAACCAUGGCCAUAUAAAAAGUUACCAGAUUGGGAAGGAGCAUAUUAUUUAACUUAUGAAUGUUCUGAAGGUGCACAACAAUUAUAUGAGAAUGUAUCAGGUGCUUGGAAUCAUUGGGGUGAUUUUUGGGAAAUAGUAGCAAAACAUUAUGGAAAAAAGUCGAAUGUACUUGGUUAUGAUUUGAUUAAUGAACCUCCACCUGGAAAUUUUUAUACUAAUCCAUUAAGAGGGUUUCCAGGUUAUGCUGGUCGAUAUAAUCUACUACCAGUUUACGAUUAUGUUGUUGAGAGAAUACGUAAAUAUGACAAGUCAACAUUGAUAUUCUAUGAACCAGUUACAUAUGGUAUAUUUACUCCUCUAAGCACCUCAGGAUGGUUAGGGACUGGAUUUGGACGUGUUCCUGGAGCGAAUCGUGACAAAUCAGCACCGAGUAAAAGUGUUUUGUCUUACCAUUAUUAUUGUUGGAUACUACAGAGUGAUUAUCCGAACUCCAUAAUGCCUUUGUGGAAGAAAGUGUUAUGUGACUCGUUCCUCUUACCAACUGUGAUUUCCAAUGUAAUUAAAGCAACAAAAACGACUGGAGGUGGUAGAUUUUUAACUGAAUUUGGUUUGUGUGGAGAUGAUGGAAAUCCAUCUAGUGUCAACACACUAGAAUGUAAUGCGGUAUUGGAUGAAGCUGAUAAACAUUUUGAAUCAUGGACAUUUUGGGAUGGAUACUUUAUAGAUAAUGCAGGAAAUCCUAUUCAAACUCAGGUACGGUCUUUCAUUCGUCCCUAUCCACAGUCAACAAAUGGGAGAUUUGUCAAGCAACAUUUCAAUCAUGAAACUGGAGAAUAUAGUUUCUCCUUCAUUACAAACCAACUGAGCAAUCAGUACAGUGAGAAACAGAAUUUGAUUGCAGAAAUUUACAUACCAUUAUCUGUACAUUAUCCAAAUGGAUAUUCAAUCAAUCUGAAUCCAAACAAUUUAACUACUGAAUUGAAGGGAAAUACAUUGUCUAUAUACUUGCCAACUGAUCUAAGGAAUGAACAUGUGCUUGUUGAAAUGGAACUUGUUAGAAAAUAA